AUGCCUCUCCUUCUACUGCUCUUCUUCUUCCUCCUCCGCUUCUUCUCUUCUUUCCAAUCAGCUCUCUCCGCCGCCCCCUUUGAUAUUGCCUACCACAUUGAUUGCGGCGGCCCCACCAACGUCACCGAUCCGUUCAACACCACCUGGCUCGCCGACCGCUACUACACCGGCGGAUCCACCUCCGUCGUCUCCGAGCCACUCCACUUCCGCCACCCGCAGGAGAAGACACUCCGCUACUUCCCGCUCUCCUCCGGGAAAAAGAACUGCUACAUUCUCCCUCUCCCUUCCGGCCGCUACUACUUCCGCACCUUCACCGUCUACGACAACUACGACGGCAAGUCCCACUCCCCUAGCUUCGACGCUUCACUGGAAGGCACUCUGGUCUUCUCCUGGCGCUCCCCCUGGCCAGAAUCCCUAGCUCGCGACGGCGCCUAUUCCGAUCUCUUCGCCUUCGUCAAGGACGGGGAGGCGGAUGUCUGCUUCUACAGUAUCGCCACUGACCCGCCCGUAAUUGGCUCACUCGAAAUCCGCCAGGUCGAUCCGUUGUCCUACUCCGCCGCCGAUCUUGGUGACCGUUUUAUUUUGGUCAACUACGGCCGAUUGUCCUGUGGGAGCGACCAAUGGGGGCCGGGUUUCACCAACGACGUCGAUUACUUCGGCCGAUCGUGGCAGUCCGACGAAGAGCUCCGCACUCCCAACACCUCCAAAAUUGUCCGCGUCGUCUCCACCAGGGAGUCGAUUUCGGGAGUCAAUCAGGCGCCGAAUUACUUCCCGAUGAAGCUGUAUCAGAUGGCGGUUACCGGGAAUGGAGUGCUGGAGUAUGAAAUUCAGGUGGACGCGAAGAUGGAUUACUUGCUGUGGUUCCAUUUCGCUGAGAUUGACUCCAGCGUCAACAAGAAGGGGCAGAGAGUCUUCGAUGUGUUGGUGAAUGAGAAGAACGCCAGCAGAGUCGACAUAUUUGCGCAGGUGGGGAGCUUCGCAGCUUAUAGUUUUAGCUACACUGUGCAUAACUUGAGCAGCACUACUCUGAGCGUGAAGCUGGUGCCGGUAGCUGGUGGCGCGCCUAUUAUAAGCGGGAUUGAGAAUUACGCUCUUGUUCCCAAUGAUAUCGCCACUUUGCCCGAGCAAGUGACUGCCAUGAAAGCAUUGAAAGACUCUCUCCGAGUUCCUGAUAGGAUGGGUUGGAAUGGUGAUCCUUGUGCUCCCACGAACUGGGAUGCUUGGGAAGGGGUUACAUGCCGUCCAGACAUUAAUGAUACCGGCCUUGUCAUAUCCCAAAUAGAUCUUGGGAGUCAAGGCCUUAAAGGGUUCAUAAGUGAUCAAAUCAGUCUCCUUACGAAUUUGGUAAGCUUGAAUAUGAGUGGCAAUUCAUUGGGAGGAAACUUACCUGAUGGGCUCGGUCAUAAAUCUCUCGUACGGCUGGAUUUAUCAGACAAUCAGUUCUCAGGUCCCAUACCAGAAAGUUUAACUUCUUCGAGUCUGAAAUUAAUGUUAUUGAAUGAUAACCUAUUAGAAGGGCGAGUCCCAGAAGAACUUUAUUCUAUUGGUAUGCAUGGUGGAUCCAUCAACCUUUCAGGUAACAAAGCCUUGUGUGGUGUACCCUCAUUACCAGACUGCUCCUUAGUGUGGGAAAAUGGUCAUUUAUCCAAGGGUGGCAAAAUCGGUAUCGCUAUAGCUUGUGUUGUGGUAUUCCUUGGGAUUCUUUUCGUGAUCUACAUAUGCUGGAUCAGAAGGACUAGACAUGAUUAUGACUUUGCUCCACCUCAUGACCUAAUGUCAAUGGCAGCAAAAAGGAACAGAUACCAAAGACAGAAGUCGUUGAUGCUUCUGGAAAUGGAGAGUCAACAUGCUAAGGCAUUAUCAUCACCAGGUCCCAACUAA
This is a messenger RNA of Linum trigynum, 1881 nucleotides long. The record is from the annotation of a GenBank genome assembly. Lineage: Eukaryota; Viridiplantae; Streptophyta; Magnoliopsida; Malpighiales; Linaceae.